Molecule: messenger RNA, 446 nt
Organism: Anopheles cruzii
Lineage: Eukaryota; Metazoa; Arthropoda; Insecta; Diptera; Culicidae
Exons: 2
Source: RefSeq, a predicted model, not a curated record
UUGAAGAUUGAUCAGCUACCCGCGUUGCACGUACUUGAACUAGGAUUUCUGAACGUACAAGAUGAAGUGUUUGACUACAUUCCCCGCAACACUGUUCGCCAGUUAUCGAUAAAACGCUGUGGUCAAAUACGCGAUAAUGGUCUUCUGAAGAUUCCGGAUGCAUUUCCCUCGCUGCAACGGUUCAAAAUAACAUCGUGUCGGAUGGUCACUGAAGCGGGCCUCGAACAGCUCCAUGCCAGAAUGCCAGCGGACACAAUCAUACAGGUUUACGGUGCAACGACGCUGCUUACCAUAAAUGACUUUUUUCAUCGAGUUUGAAUGUGAAUGACAACGCCAAAUUAACUAGAUACUACGAAACAAUAGAUAUUGCUUAUAUAUAAUAAUAAUAUUGUUAUAGAAUCUUGCAGUGCUGCUCAUCAGAUAAUACGCCGCGAUUGGGUCUGUAG